GUAAAAAAAAAACAGGACAGACUGGUGGGAAGUGUUUAGUUGGCUGUCAUCAGAUAGAGGCUUUUCAACUUGCUGUUGAUGUUUCCUCAGGCUGAAGCCAUGGGAAUCUUUCUACGGUAACUUCACAGUGAAUCUUUGUGGGCUCAAUGUUUUACACUUGUGUGGAGUGUCUAAAAUACCUGUAACAUGUUCUCUUUUCUAGUGUGGUGCUGCUCUCGCUUCUACUUAUUGUGGAGCUUCAAGCAAGCGUUAGAUGUGAGGCUGAAUUUCAUAAUGCACUUAUGAUUCCAAGAUUAUAGUUUUGAAAAUGACACUGAUAAUAUGUGGUGUUUAUACUCAGAAAAAAAAAGAUUUAAAUGUCAGUUUAAGUAACUAGAUUUUUUUUUUCCUUUUUUUGAAUUGUAUUCAGCUUCUUAUGAUGAAAAUCAGCCUGGAAAUGGAGACAUGGGCUAUAAGCCCAGUGACUACACUUACCAACCAACACAGCGGCCUCAGUUAUCAGGCCUGUGGGGCAGACAACAAGUCCCAGUAGCUAGAUAUCAGCAGCAGCCUCAGGCACCCAGUUUUCAGGCCAAGCAGCAGCCUCAGGCUCCCAGUUUUCAGGCCAAGCAGCAGCCACAGGCUCCCAGUUUUCAGGCCAAGCAGCAGCCUCAGGCUCCCAGUUUUCAGUCUAAGCAGCAGCCCCAGGCUCCCAGUUUUCAGGCCAAGCAGCAGCCUCAGGCUCCCAGUUUUCAGGCCAAGCAGCAGCCUCAGGCACCCAGUUUUCAGGCCAAGCAGCAGCUUCAGGCUCCCAGUUUUCAGGCCAAGCAGCAGCCUCAGGCACCCAGUUUUCAGGCCAAGCAGCAGCCACAGGCUCCCAGUUUUCAGGCCAAGCAGCAGCCUCAGGCACCCAGUUUUCAGGCCAAGCAGCAGCCACAGGCUCCCAGUUUUCAGGCCAAGCAGCAGCCUCAGGCACCCAGUUUUCAGGCCAAGCAGCAGCCUCAGGCUCCCAGUUUUCAGGCCAAGCAGCAGCCACAGGCUCCCAGUUUUCAGGCCAAGCAGCAGCCUCAGGCUCCCAGUUUUCAGGCCAAGCAGCAGCCUCAGGCUCCCAGUUUUCAGGCCAAGCAGCAGCCUCAGGCUCCCAGUUUUCAGGCCAAGCAGCAGCCUCAGGCUCCCAGUUUUCAGGCCAAGCAGCAGCCUCAGGCUCCCAGUUUUCAGGCCAAGCAGCAGCCUCAGGCUCCCAGUUUUCAGGCCAAGCAGCAGCCUCAGGCUCCCAGUUUUCAGGCCAAGCAGCAGCCUCAGGCUCCCAGUUUUCAGGCCAAGCAGCAGCCUCAGGCUCCCAGUUUUCAGGCCAAGCAGCAGCCUCAGGCUCCCAGUUUUCAGGCCAAGCAGCAGCCAGAGGCUCCCAGUUUUCAGGCCAAGCAGCAGCCAGAGGCUCCCAGUUUUCAGGCCAAGCAGCAGCCAGAGGCUCCCAGUUUUCAGGCCAAGCAGCAGCCAGAGGCUCCCAGUUUUCAGGCCAAGCAGCAGCCAGAGGCUCCCAGUUUUCAGGCCAAGCAGCAGCCAGAGGCUCCCAGUUUUCAGGCCAAGCAGCAGCCAGAGGCUCCCAGUUUUCAGGCCAAGCAGCAGCCAGAGGCUCCCAGUUUCCAGUCAAGUCAGCAGCCCCAGCCCCCUAGUUUUCAGUCUAAGCAGCAGCCAUCUUACCGGCCCAGACCUCAGCUCCAGCAAAUGGCAUACAAGCCUGAGCCCCAGCAGCCAGUGUACCGGCCUAAGCCUCAGGCUGAGCCCCAGCGGCCAGCGUACCCUUCCAAGCCUCAGGCUGAGCCCCAGCAGUCAGCGUACCAGCCCCAGCAACCUGCAUACCAGCCCCAGCAGCCAGCGUACCAGCCCAAGCCCCAGCAGCCUGCAUACCAGCCCAAGCCCCAGCAGCCAGCGUACCGGCCCAAGCAGCCUGCCUACCGGCCCAAACCUCAGCCUCAGCAGCCAGCGUACCAGCCCAAGCCUCAGCCCAAGCAGCCAGCGUACCUGCCCAAACCUCAGCAGCCUGCAUACCAGCCCAAACCUCAGCCCCAGCAGCCAGCCUACCAGCCCAAACCUCAGCAGCCUGCAUACCAGCCUGCAUACCAGCCCAAACCUCAGCCCCAGCAGCCAGCGUACCAGCCCAAGCCUCAGCCCCAGCAGCCAGCGUACCAGCCCAAGCCUCAGCCCCAGCAGCCAGCGUACCGGCCCAAACCUCAGCCGCAGCAGCCUGCGUACCGGCCCAAGCCCCAGCAGCCUGCAUACCAGCCUGCGUACCAGCCCAAGCCUCAGCCCCAGCAGCCAGCGUACCGGCCCAAGCCUCAGCCCCAGCAGCCAGCGUACCGGCCCAAGCCUCAGCCCCAGCAGCCAGCGUACCGGCCCAAGCCUCAGCCCCAGCAGCCAGCGUACCUGCCCAAGCCUCAGCCCCAGCAGCCAGCGUACCGGCCCAAGCCUCAGCCCCAGCAGCCAGCGUACCGGCCCAAACCCCAGCCGCAGCAGCCUGCAUACCGGCCCGUGUACCAGCCCAAGCCUCAGCCCCAGCAGCCAGCGUACCAGCCCAAUCCUCAGCCCCAGCAGCCAGCGUACCAGCCCAAACCUCAGCCGCAGCAGCCAGCGUACCAGCCCAAACCUCAGCCGCAGCAGCCAGCAUACCAGCCCAAACCUCACCCGCAGCAGCCAGCAUACCAGCCCAAACCUCAGCCCCAGCAGCCAGCAUACCGGCCUAAACCUCAGCAUUCCUAUCAGCCAUGGCCACAGCCAGAGCAGCCAACAUUCAAGCCUCAGUCUGGGCAAAGGGCCUGGAAGCCUGAGUACCAGCCCAAGCCCCACUAUCCAAUGUACCAGUCUCAGCCCAUGCAGCCAGUUUACCAGCCUCAGCCCAAGCCUACACCUCAGCAACCAUCAUACCAGUCCAGUGGUAAUAUUCAAAGAGGUCAACCGGCACAGUCUGAACCUGCACCCAGCAGAAGUGAUUCUUCAGGGUAGGUUUGAUUGAUUAUAGUUUGCAUAUUCUUUAAGUUCUGCCUAACUUCUUAUGAGAUUUUUAUUUUUUUAUUUUUUUUUUUAGUAUCACUGGUCCCCAUCUUAACUAUGGAAGUCAAGGGCAAUUUGUAUACAACUAG
Xyrichtys novacula (pearly razorfish) is the source of this 3116-nucleotide messenger RNA. NCBI's taxonomy places the organism in Eukaryota, Metazoa, Chordata, Actinopteri, Labriformes, Labridae. The record is from the annotation of a GenBank genome assembly.